Molecule: messenger RNA, 1428 nt
Organism: Anopheles aquasalis
Lineage: Eukaryota; Metazoa; Arthropoda; Insecta; Diptera; Culicidae
Gene: Tdh
Product: L-threonine dehydrogenase
Biological process (GO): L-threonine catabolic process
Molecular function (GO): L-threonine 3-dehydrogenase activity
Source: RefSeq, a predicted model, not a curated record
GCAGUAGUUCGAUCAAACACUGGGCAACUGGUCGCUAGUUGGAGCAAACUUUGCGCCACAGGACCAGGCCGGACCGGGAGACUGUUCAGUCCAACGUUGUGCCUCGACAUCGACGGACUCAAUCUCUGUCGCACCACAAGUUGAUCUCGGCUCAGUUUGUCGGCCCCCUACCCUCCCCAACGUCUCUUCCCAGUGAGUGAGUGAGUCGGAUCAUCAUUAUAAUCAUUCGCCUUGAUACGGCUUCUCCAUUCGCACGUCAUCACCCCAAGGAUGCUGCUACGUAAAGUGUCAUCAGCGUUUGGCGCCAGCUUGCGCCAACAGUUGGUACGCCAGGGAGGGGAAAUUGGCGCUUGUGCGACCGUCCUCAGCGUUCAGCAGCCCAUCCGUCGCUGGCUCUCGAACGGAAGUAAAAAAUCGAAUCCUAAAAUUCUAAUCACAGGUGGAUUGGGCCAGCUGGGCGUCGAAUGUGCCAAACUGCUGCGUAGCCAGUACGGCGAGGAGAGCGUAAUUCUGUCCGACAUCAUCAAACCGAGCGAUGCCAUCGUGAACAGUGGCCCGUACAUCUUUGCUGACAUCCUAGAUUUCAAGGGAUUGCAGAAGAUCGUUGUGGAUCAUCGUGUCGAUUGGAUCAUUCACUUUUCCGCCCUUCUCAGUGCGAUCGGGGAGCAGAAUGUGCCGCUGGCGGUUCGCGUUAACAUCGAAGGUAUGCACAAUGUGCUGGAGUUGGCCAAGCAGUACAAGAUGCGCAUCUUUGUGCCGAGCACCAUCGGUGCAUUCGGCCCGGACAGCCCCCGGAAUCCGACGCCAAAUGUCACCAUCCAGCGGCCCCGCACAAUCUACGGUGUGUCGAAGGUGCACGCCGAGCUGAUGGGUGAAUACUAUCACCACAAGUUUGGGCUCGAUUUCCGCUGCCUUCGAUUCCCAGGUGUUAUCUCGAGUGAUCCACCAGGCGGUGGCACUACCGAUUAUGCGGUAGCCAUCUUCUUCGAGGGUCUCAAGACGGGAAAGUAUCAGUGCUACCUCAAGCCGGACACGCGACUACCCAUGAUGUACAUCGAGGAUUGUUUGCGGUCACUGCUCGAGUUUAUGACCGCACCGGAGGAGAAGCUAAAGCGCCGGGUGUACAACGUCACCGCGAUGUCGUUCACACCGGAGGAACUGGUGGAGAAGCUGUCCAAGUACAUCCCGGAGCUGCACGUCAGCUAUCGGCCCGAUAGCCGGCAGCUCAUUGCGGACUCGUGGCCGCAAGUGUUUGAUGAUUCAGAGGCGCGCCAAGAUUGGGGCUGGCAGCCUAACUACGAUCUGGAUAAGCUGGUCGAUUUAAUGGUGCGCGACGUUACGGAGAAUUACAUCAAAAAGGGGAACUAAGGAUUUCCGCGAAUCUCUUUCAGCCAUUAUCUAAAUAAACAGAAUACCCUUUCCCCCUCG